Molecule: messenger RNA, 1098 nt
Organism: Emiliania huxleyi CCMP1516
Lineage: Eukaryota; Haptophyta; Isochrysidales; Noelaerhabdaceae
Exons: 6
Coding region: 1-1098 (365 amino acids)
Molecular function (GO): nucleic acid binding
Source: RefSeq, a predicted model, not a curated record
AUGGCCGCCUCCAGCAGUGCACGGCACAUCGUGAUGCGCGUGGACAAGUGCGGUAUGUGUGCUGGAGACGCUGCAAACAUUGUGGGCGAGAGCGGCGGCAGUUCGACACAGUGGAAGCUGGACAAUGGCCGCUCCGUCCAGAAGAACCAAGAAGGUCAGGUGUGGACUAUGCACUAUGGACAGGGGCUGACGCGCAAGCAGCAGGCGCAGCUGCACUCGGCGAUCGAGGCGGUGGCUGCGGAGCGUGCCGCGCCGUCGGAGCGUGCAGCGCCGUCAGUGGCCAGCGGGGCGGCGCUGCUGCAGCCCGCGGCUGCGAUAGCAGCUGCGAACGCGGCGCCCGAGCUCACUGCCGAGAACCGCGGGUUCCGCAUGCUGGCGCGUAUGGGGUGGCGGCCGGGUGGCGGCGUCGGCAGGGAGGCGGAGAGCGCGCGCACGCACGGCAUUCAGAUUGCGAUGCAAGCGCACCGCGCCUCGGACUUCCUCGGCAGCUUCGACUUUCUCAGCGCCGCGGCGGCGGGCCUCCAUCCCCCUCCCGCCGCGCCCGACCCCACGCCCACCGAGGUUGCCGGCAGCAGCCUCGCACAGUCCGAUGGCUCACCGGCACCCGCGCUUUCCCCUGCCACCGCGCCAGCCGGCGUGGCCGCGCCGGGCGGUACCGCCGCGCCAGCCGCUGCCGCCGCGCUGGGAGGGGGCAAUGGUAACGGAGGGAGCAGUGGCCGGCACGGAGGGAGCAGGGGCGGCGCGUGGGCUUGCGCGCCCCAGCCGCCGCGGCUGCCCGACCCCCCCACGUCGACCUGGCCCCCGAUUGGCGAGCACGAGGAGUAUGACCCCGCACGGCCGCAGAUGGACCUCCGCCCGUCGCUCCUCGCAGCGGCCGCCUCGCCGCUCGGAGGUGUGGAGAAGGUCUGGGCACGGCCUUCGCUCUCGUCCGUUGCGCCGCCCACGCUCCAGCAGCGCUGGCAGCCGAGCGGCGCAUACGCAUCGGCCGAAGACCCGCGGCUCCGCUCGCGCGCGUACAUGGGCAGCGCCAGCGGCGUGCAGCGCGGCUGGAGCGCAGUAUCGGCUAUCGCGCGCCGCGCGGCCGUCCCCCGAGUUUAG